This is a messenger RNA of Populus euphratica (Euphrates poplar), 1002 nucleotides long. Its product is annotated as E3 ubiquitin-protein ligase RNF181-like. Gene Ontology annotation, biological process: ubiquitin-dependent protein catabolic process. Lineage: Eukaryota; Viridiplantae; Streptophyta; Magnoliopsida; Malpighiales; Salicaceae. Gene Ontology annotation, molecular function: ubiquitin protein ligase activity; SUMO-ubiquitin ligase activity; SUMO binding. Bases 245 to 916 code for a protein of 223 amino acids. Gene Ontology annotation, cellular component: SUMO-targeted ubiquitin ligase complex. The transcript has 4 exons. The record is from RefSeq and is a predicted model, not a curated record.
UCCCAAAUAGUCAUAAAGCUCGGAGAGUUUUUGUUUGCUAUAAAUUGAUCCUUCGCAGGAGGCAUAAAAACCAUUGUCAAUGAUGUCUCCCUUCUUUCAAAAUAUGUUUGUCCAGCAGCUGCACCCUCAGGAAUUUUAGGUGUCUUUGAGUACACAACAUGAAUUUACAGGAGAAUUUUGACAACAACAUGAUUUUUGUGGAGAACUAAGACGACAACAAGGUGUUUCUGGACAACGGAGACCUAUGGAUUUACUGGGGAAUACAGAUCGUCUGGAAGAUGAUUUGUGGGAAGCCGAGCGAAUUUACUUUCGGCACUCUGAUCUCAACUAUCCACCUCCGAUUCAGAACAAUAUGCCUCUCCAUCGCAUGUACUUUCCUUGUCAUCCUCUUAAUUUUCAAGCUGAAGUGUAUGGACUGACUAGACAACAUCAAACUACACAAGAUGUUGAGGUCAUUGAUGAUGAUAUUGCUAUAAUCUCGCCCAGCAUGUUUGACCAACAGGCCAGGAAGAAAGCUAGGAGAAAUACUGAUGCAACAAGGGAAAACAUAAAUAUCGUCAAUCAGGCUAGGAGUGUGCUCCAAUUCCAUGGAUUGCUGUCCCAGCCUGUGUCAUCACCCCAAUUACCCGGAUUGUGUCAAACUAUGCCACCACCCCAAUUCCCUGGAUUUUCUCAGACGGAACCACCAGCCCAAGUUUCUGGAUUGUCCCAGGCCGUGCCACCACUAGCGGCACCUGCGUUUCGUUGCCCAAUUUGUAUGGAUGAGUUACAAGACGCAACAUCAACAAAAUGUGGUCAUAUUUUCUGCAAGAACUGCAUUAAAAAAGCACUAGCUGUUCAGAAGAAGUGCCCUACUUGCAGGAUGAAAUGCAGAGCGAAAUCCAUCUACAGGAUCUUUCUUCCCACAGUCCUAUAAAAAUUCCUUGAUUUGUAUGCUUGAACUUUUAUGUAGUUUAAGAGACUAUACUAUAUAUCUUUCUUUUUCUGUUGUAAUAUCACUAG